AAAUUCCUACUGCGGUCACACUGACAAAGUCGUAAACACGGCAUGGCUGUUGAUCUAGGAUUUGCGGAGGAAUCCUCCAAUACCGCUUGGCUUAGUAAUCGUUACUUUCCCAGCAAGCUGGGUGGACAGCCCGCUUGGCUAGAGCUGGAAGUGCUGCCCACCACAACGCAGCUGCAAUGCAACAAGUGUCAAGCACAAAAAGCAUUCCUUUGCCAACUUUACGCAGCUUUCGAGGAUGAUUUCAACUUCCACCGCAGCAUUUACGUGUUUGUGUGUCGUAAUGCCGGUUGCCAGGAAGCGAACAAAGCAGAGAACUUCACAGUACUGCGCUCUCAACUGCCCUUGAAAAACAAAUUCUACUCGGAAGAGGAACCUUCGGAAGAUGGCGAUCCUUUACCUGCCAUUCCGAGUCCAAAGAAACUGUGCGCUGCUUGCGGCUGCUUUGCUCCCCACACCUGCAGCCGCUGCAAGAGUGUCAACUAUUGCUCUGGCGGUCAUCAGCGUGCCCAUUGGAAGCAGCACAAACCGAAUUGUGAAGCUGGCAAAUCAGAUAUAGUUGGGGAUACGCUGCCUGCAAUUGUUUUCCCUGAAUACGAAAUUGUUAUGGAGCCUGAACCAGCAAUCGAAGCAGUUGACAAAGACGAAGAAGAAUGUCUGGCCGAAUACGCGGAACUCUCAGCUAGCGGGAAGACGGGUGAACUUAAGGACGUAUCCGAGAAUGAAUUGGAUAAGUACUUUGGAAAUGCAGAAGCCAGCGAAGAUAAAGCAUUCAAAGAGUUUAGAAAGCAAACCGCAGCUGAGCCGGAGCAAAUUGUACGCUAUAAGCGCAGUGGCGAACCUCUAUGGAUAUCUGACGUUGAGUCCACAAUUGGGGCUCAGUUACAGGCUAUGCCUUAUUGCCGACAUUGCCAGGGAUCGCUGCAGUUUGAGUUUCAAAUAAUGCCACAAAUGCUGGUGUUGCUCAAGGAUGACAGCUUGGAUUGGGGCGUGAUUGCAGUUUACAGCUGUGCAAAGAGUUGCCCGAUUGAUGGCUAUGUGGAGGAGCAUGUCGUUAAGCAGGACAUUGUAGCACCUCCUCCUGAUAAGACGUGAAUCUUCCAGCUGAUGCUACACAUACAAAUCAAUUUUAUUUGUAUAUGACGAAACAAAGUAAAAGAAAAAAUACAGUACGUCGACAGUUAACGAUUGGGAGCGAUAUGAUGAACACGAAUUACAGAGAGACUUGUUUGCUGUUAUUUCAGUUUUAUGAUGGGGAAAUAGGUGUGCUUCGAGAAAUCGAAUUCCGGCUGACGUUUCAGUUCCUUUUGAUGACCGCGAGCCAACACAUUCAUGACCACAAAGUUGGUGCGCGCUAUUUGCAGCAGAUCCAGAAUCUAAAAAUAUACCCACAUUAGUAAUAGAACAAUUGGGGAAUUUUAAUGACUUGCCUCCUGUUCGGGGUUCUGUAUGCUUUCGAGUACAUUGCGCGCUUGAUCGAAAUGUUUGGCGGCCACGCUGUACAAUUCUUCGACGCUGCUGAGCAUCAUGUGGUCGCGUAUGCUCUUGAAUUCCGCAUAGGAAACGGGCGGCGGGCUAGUCAGAGGCACGAAAGGAGCAAACCGACGAUUGUAGCGUAUCUCCUCGCUGUCAAACUUGGACAUGGGCAGACGCACACGCCCGUCUUUGGUCAGUGCGCCCAUUGCCUUAUACAUACCGCCGCACAAACUGAGCAGAGCAUGAUAGUAGAUAAUCUCCUGGCGAUAUGGACGCUGUUGUUUCUUGUUCUUCUUAGGCUUGGCCGCUUUGCGAUUCUUGCCACCAGCGCCUCCGCCUCCACCAUUCACCUGCAGCUUGCUCUGAUGCUCGGCGUACUCCUCUUGGGCCAGGAGAAUGUUCUCGGUGCGUGUGAGCGCCGAUACUAGGAAGCCCACAAGAAACUCAUAGGGAUACCAAUAAAUGUAGAGAAACUCGUGAACAGCAUACAAUUCCAACUCGAAUCCCGACAUCAAAUAAAUGAGCAUGGCACGGAAACAAUUGUACAGAACCCAAGUAGAGAAAUGCGUACUGUGUUUGAGUGCUGUUGCAUGCAGUUCAUUGCCCUCCAUGGCGCGUUCGUUGGCGAGCUGAUUCAUCAGCGAGUCCAAACGCACGGCGUCUACCUGCAGGGGGUCGAAGUUUUCAAUCAAGUGUGCCAACUUAUCGCGUUGGCGGGCACGAUUAAAGCCGCACAGCCGAAUGAAUUGAUUAAACGUGUUCAUGUUGGUGCAAUAGCGAAAGAAGGUUUCCAAAUGCUGCUGCACCUUGGGAUCACUGGCCACGGGAUGCUUCAAAUUCAGCACGGGUGGUGAAUUGAAAGCCUGCAC
Drosophila nasuta is the source of this 2342-nucleotide messenger RNA. RefSeq names its product Zinc finger protein RP-8 (gene Zfrp8). Gene Ontology annotation, cellular component: cytoplasm; nucleus. The record is from RefSeq and is a predicted model, not a curated record. Lineage: Eukaryota; Metazoa; Arthropoda; Insecta; Diptera; Drosophilidae. The transcript is spliced from 3 exons. The coding region runs from base 43 to 1092 and encodes 349 amino acids.